GUCAGUGCUGCUUUAUGUCAUACCAAUGAAAGUUUUAGGCGACUAACUGAUGGCGCAGAGACAUGCAGUAAUGUGGCUUGUAGGCCUGCUUGUCAUACAGAUUGUUGUAUCUCAACAACCAACUAUAACCAAGUCCGAUGGGAAAAUCAUAUUAAAUUUGGAAUAUGUCAACCAACCAGUCCUCCGAUUUAACCCAAUAUAUACGAAUACAUUUAAACCAGUCUCCUCGAUAGUAGCAGAACCAGAACCACAACCGGAACAAACAACAGAACCAACACCAGAACCAGAACCGCAACCAGAACCAGAACCACAACCAGAACCAACAACAGAACCAACACCAGAAUCAGAACCGCAACCAGAACCAGACACAACACCAGAACCAGGGUCAACACCAAAACCAAAGCGAAAUCCAAAACCAGAACUAGAAGAAAUAACAACCGAAAAUUUGUACAAACUAUUACAGUUUUUCAAAAAUAUCGUGUAAUUGAUGCCAAAAAGUCUUUCAGAAUUAAGAUUGGACAAUGAAAUUUAGGAAUACAUAAUAAAUUAUACUUUUUUUCAAUUUACAAUAUACUAGUUAACGGAUAUGAGGUUGCAUGAAUGAACUUGAAUUUCGCAAACAAUGUUAUGUGAUACUCGUACCAAAUAAAAUCGUUUUUCAGUUUAGAAACUAUAUGUUAUAGUGUUACGAUAUCGACAAUUUCAAUAAAAAAGCAGCUUCGUAAGGAAGAA
Bactrocera dorsalis (oriental fruit fly) is the source of this 732-nucleotide messenger RNA. Its product is annotated as protein TsetseEP. The record is from RefSeq and is a predicted model, not a curated record. Lineage: Eukaryota; Metazoa; Arthropoda; Insecta; Diptera; Tephritidae. The coding region runs from base 50 to 484 and encodes 144 amino acids. The transcript is spliced from 2 exons.